This is a messenger RNA of Phalacrocorax carbo (great cormorant), 7285 nucleotides long. The record is from RefSeq and is a predicted model, not a curated record. Lineage: Eukaryota; Metazoa; Chordata; Aves; Suliformes; Phalacrocoracidae.
CAUCCCCGUGCCCGGUUCGCCUGUCCUCCCCCUCCGCCGCCUCCCCCCCCCCGUCCCGCCGCGGGAGGUCCUUCCGCCUUGGCCAGCGGUGGAGGGGUGCUGAGACUCCCCCCCCCAGCCCGUCCUGUCCCCGCCGCCGCUGCCACCGCGGGAGGGGCCCCCGGCGGGGAAGGUGCCGCGGCCCCGAGGGCAGGCGCAGCAGUGGCAGCAGCGUUAACCCUUCGAGACUGAAAACUGUUGAGAAAACGGCAAAAUGAGUAGUCGUCGAAAACGUGCGCCCCCAUCAAAGAUAGAUGAGGAGAAGAAGAAAAAGCUCUGCUGGAAUAUGCAUGAAGACCGGAGAAAUGAGAUGGUAAUGUUAGAUGAUGAAAUGACUAAUGAGGACCAUGGUCCGGGUCCAAGCACUUCUUCUGCAUCCUUCAUUGUUAUAAAUGAUGAUAGCACUGAUGAAGAUCUCAUUCAAAAAGAAUGCAGUGGCUCAAAAUCCGUUAAGUUUUUGACAGCUAACGAUGAAGACGACUCUUACUCCAUUUUGACUCCUGUGUCAGUGCAGCUAAAUAUUAUAGUAUUGCCAUACCGUGCAGAUGGGUCCUGGAAAGCUUUGCUGGGAGAAUUUGCUCUUCAUCUUCCUUCAGAGCAAAUUCUAACUGAUGAAUUCCCUGAAAGGAGCUUUAGUUUGAUGAGGGGAGACUCUGAUGAUCAGCUGCAGGUCUGCGUUCACGAAAGAAGUGAGGAAGAGUACAGUAAUGAAACAAAAGAAUACCUGGGUGCUUAUGAACAACGUAUUUUGGUGGAACCAACUUUAGGUGGUGAAAUAUUGGAAGGCUUGAGAUGGUUGCAAAAGAAAAAGAUAAUUGGACUUUAUCAAAGACCUGCAGAGGCUCACGCUGUAAAGGUUGGAAUUUACCUACUGGAAGCUGGGCUAAGUAAACCAGAGUUUCUCAGUGACGGAGGCGGAAGACCCAAAAAAGCUAAUCAGCUGAUUCAAAAACUCAUGGAAAAGUUUUAUAGCUUUUUAAUCCCAGAUGAGCUGGAGGAAGAUGAGGAAGAAUCUGACAUGGAACUAGAGCGACAGAAUAUUGAAGAGCUUUAUGACUUUGUAAGGCACACCCAUCAGCAGGAUAUCCAGUUGCUGAGAGAGGGUGUGCAGCAUCCUGCAUUAAUUCCUAUUCUGAGGCCAUACCAAAGUGAGGCUGUGAACUGGAUGCUUCACCGAGAGAACCUUGCAAGCACUCCAAGCAGUGAAAAUGCGCUGCACUUCUUGUGGCGGGAGGUCAUCACACUGGACGGAGUAAAAAUCUACUAUAAUCCAUUUACUGGCUGUAUUAUCCGUGAAUAUCCGAUUGCUGGACCCCAGUGGCCUGGAGGUAUUUUGGCAGAUGAGAUGGGUCUUGGAAAAACAGUAGAAGUGUUGGCUCUUAUUCUGACUCAUACCCGACCAGACAUUAAACAAGAUGAUCUGACAUUACCUGAGGGUAAGCUCGUGAACUUCUUUGUUCCACCACAACCUUUAGAAGGAAUUAAAAAGAAAAAAACAAAGGAAAUGGAGCUUAAAUUGAAGGAAAAAAUACAGUAUCCCAGCUUACGAGUGAUGAUAUUGGCAGCUGUAAAAGAAAUGAAUGUGAAGAAAGGAGCAUCCAUUAUUGCAAUCUUUAAGUACAUCAGUGCUAUAUAUAGGUAUGACAUACAGAGGAAUAGACGGCUUCUCAAAAGAACUCUAGAAAAACUAAUCGCAGAACAAGUAGUAGAGCAAGUCAAAGGACAUGGACUGGCUGGGUCUUUUAAGCUUGGAAAGAAUUACAAGGAACAGAAGAAGAGAGAAAGAACCAAAGAGCAGAUAGCAAGGACUUCAGUAAGUGUUCAGAAGCAGCAGUUGAUUGAUGCUAAAACUCAAACCAAAGAAUCAAGAAAUAGUGAUGUCACUUCUGAAAAUGUCCUUAAAACCCCUUUACGGGUGGAUAUCGCCAUGGAAGAACAUGAUUAUUGUACAACUAGCGAAAAUAACCAGAAAACUGAAGCAGAUCAUGAGAACUCUGUAAAAGAGGAUAAUGUUCAGCAGAAGGCUGUGGUCCCAAAGUCUCCUGAUUUGCAUGGCAGCCUCAUUGCCUCCAGUGAUGCGAGCAGUUGUCCUGAUGUUUCUAAAACUACAGCUGAUGUCCAGCAGGAAAUCCCAAAGGACCAGUCUUCACAUACCCAAGAACAUACUGGCAGUAGCGUACAACAUGCUAGUUCUGUAUUUCCAUUUAAUACUUCUGAAUAUCGUUUUGAAUGCAUCUGUGGUGAGCUUGGAUUGGCUGACUAUAAAGCUCGUGUGCAGUGCCUGAAAUGUUACUUAUGGCAGCAUGCAGAAUGUGUAAACUACAAAGAGGAAAACCUGAAGAUCAAGCCCUUUUACUGUCCCCAUUGCCUUGUGGCAAUGAAACCAGUUUCCACAGGAGCAACUCUGAUAAUUUCUCCGAGUUCUAUUUGUCAUCAGUGGGUAGAUGAGAUCAACAGGCAUGUACGAUCAUCUUCUCUUCGAGUUCUGGUGUAUCAAGGUGUGAAGAAGCAUGGCUUUUUGCAGCCACACAUGUUGGCAGAGCAGGAGGUGGUUAUCACCACGUACGAUGUCCUCCGCACUGAACUGAACUAUGUAGAUAUACCCCACAGUAACAGUGAAGAUGGGCGCCGUUUCAGGAACCAGAAGCGGUACAUGGCCAUCCCAAGCCCCUUAGUAGCAGUGGAGUGGUGGAGGAUCUGCCUUGAUGAAGCGCAAAUGGUUGAAUGCACUACUGCAAAGGCUGCUGAAAUGGCACUCCGUUUAAGUGGAAUCAAUCGCUGGUGUGUCAGUGGCACUCCCGUGCAGCGAGGAUUAGAAGAUCUGUAUGGAUUAGUCCUUUUUCUUGGAGUUGAUCCUUACUGGGUCAAACAUUGGUGGGACCAACUUUUAUAUCGACCUUAUUGUAGGAAAAAUCCCCGGCCUCUCUACAGUCUAAUUGCCAAGAUAAUGUGGAGAUCAGCAAAGAAGGAUGUGAUUGACCAAAUUCAAAUCCCACCUCAGACAGAGAAUGUACACUGGCUUCACUUUUCUCCUGUGGAGAGACACUUCUAUCAUCGCCAACAUGAGGUGUGCUGCCAGGAUGCAUUGGCAAAACUCAGGAAGAUUUCAGACUGGACUCUUAAGCUUAGUAGCCUAGAUAGAAGGACUGUGACUUCUAUUCUGUACCCUUUGCUGCGGCUGAGGCAGGCCUGCUGUCAUCCACAAGCUGUUCGGGGAGAGUUCUUGCCAUUACAGAAAAGCACCAUGACUAUGGAGGAACUGCUAACAUCUCUGCAGAAGAAAUGUCGAACAGAGUGUGAGGAAGCUCACCGACAGUUGGUGUGUGCUCUUAAUGGCUUAGCUGGUAUCCAUAUCAUUAAAGGAGAAUAUGCAUUGGCUGCAGAGCUGUACAGAGAAGUGUUACGAUCAUCUGAAGAGCACAAAGAAAAGCUCAAAACAGAUUCCUUGCAAAGACUUCAUUCUACACACAAUUUGAUGGAAUUGUUGGCAAAGCACCCUGGAAUUCCCCCAACUUUGCGUGAUAGCCGACUUGCAGAAGAGGCAGAACAACUUCGACAGCAUUAUAUGAGUAAAUCCAAUGCAGAAGUUGCAGAAGCCCAUCAGGCCUUACAGCCAGUUCUUCAGACCAUUCGGGAGCUCCAGAGAAAGAUACAUUCAGGUUCUCCUUGGUGGUUGGAUGUCAUCCAGACAGCAAUACAGUAUGCCAUCGAUGAGGAGCUUGUUCAACGUGUGCGAAACGAAAUAACCAGCAACUACAAACAGCAGAUUAAUAAACUCUCCAUGGCAGAGAAAUUCCGUGACUGCAGAGGCCUUCAAUACCUGCUCACAACCCAGCUGGAGGAAGUGAAGAAGUUCCAGAAGAUAGUAAGAGAAGCAGUGAAAAACUUAGAAGGCCCUCCCUCUAAGCAGGUUAUUGAGGCUGCCACUAUCUGCCAUUUGCGACCUGUUAGACUUCCACUUAACAACUGUGUCUUUUGUAAGGCUGAUGAGUUGUUCACAGAAUACGAGUCGAAGCUCUUUUCUCAUACUGUUAAAGGCCAAAUGGCAAUAUUUGAGGAGAUGAUAGAAGAUGAAGAAGGGCUUGUUGAUGACCGUUUGCCCACCACAAGUAGAGGACUGUGGGCGACCAGUGAAACUGAACGUGCCUUGAAAGCUAUUCUCUCCUUUGCCAAAGCUCACCGAAUGGAUCUUAAGCUCACCGAAGAAGGCAGCGUAUUUCUGGAACUCUUUGAAGCAUGGAAAAAGGAAUAUAAGUUACUUCAUGAAUAUUGGAUGGUACUGAGAGAUCAUGUGUCUGCUAUUGAUGAACUGGCAAUGGCUACAGAACGGCUAAGAGUGCGUCAUCCUGAUGAGCCAAAACCAAAUCCCCCAGUUCUCCACAUCAUAGAACCGCAUGAGGUAGAGCAAAAUCGAGUGAAACUUUUGAAUGACAAGGCAGUUGCCAAAUCACAACUUCAAAAGAAACUGGGACAACUUCUGUACCUCACUAAUCUGGAGAAAUCUCAGGAUAAAACUACUGGGGGAGUUAACCCAGAACCAUGUCCAAUCUGUGCACGUCAACUAGGAAAACAGUGGGCAGUCCUGACGUGUGGACAUUGUUUUUGUAAUGAGUGUGUAGCAAUCAUCAUAGAACAGUACAGCGUUGGCACCCGCCGGAGCUCAAUUAAAUGUGCCAUUUGCAGGCAGACAACAUCUCAUAAAGAAAUAUCGUAUGUCUUCACUGCAGAAACUGCAAAUCAGGAGGAUGAUAUUCCUGUAAAGGGAAGUCACUCCACCAAAGUGGAAGCUGUGGUCCGAACACUGAAGAGAAUUCAAUUUAAAGAUCCAGGCGCUAAAUCCUUAGUUUUCUCAACGUGGCAAGAUGUGUUGGACAUAAUUUCAAAAGCUUUGUAUGACAACAACAUGAUUUUUUCUCAGAUCAAUGGAAUUAACAAAUUUCAGGAAAAUCUCUCUGCAUUUAAAUACGAUCCAAACAUCAAUAUUUUGCUGCUGCCUCUUCACACUGGUUCCAAUGGACUAAACAUCAUUGAAGCAACACAUGUUCUGCUUGUGGAACCCAUUCUGAAUCCUGCGCAUGAGCUACAGGCUAUUGGCAGAGUACAUCGUAUUGGCCAAACAAAAUCUACCAUUGUUCAUAGGUUCCUGAUAAAAGCAACAAUAGAAGAGAGAAUGCAGACUAUGCUGAAAACUGUAGAUAGAAGCAAAUAUACCUAAAUGGGACAUAAGAUCUUCCAUAGCGUACUACCAUUCUCUUAAAUGCAUGCCACAUGCCACCUUCAUAAUGCUGCCUUCAAAUACCAGAGAGAUCGUCCUGUUUGUCUGGCCCGUACAGGAAGGGGACCAGCAGCAAGGAAAGGACAUACUUGUGUUUUUUCUCUUGUAGUUUUCUACAAAGUCUUCAGAAAGCAAUGUGGGACUUUGUGGAAAUGUUAUACUAUGCUAACUGCUGCCACCAUUGAUAGGUCUGGAAACCAGAUCUGAUGAAAAGACCUUCUAUGGUACAGCUCCUCUUACAAAGGUAGAAAUCUCAGGGCAUUUCACCACCAGCCAGAAAACGGAUGGAAGGAGUAUCUCCAAGUCCUGGUGAUCCACUCAUACCUGCUGCUGCUGUUGCAUGUGCUGUAGUGGAGCCAGAACCUACACUGGGUAGAACUGGAGAGGAUGGGGAGGAGGUUGGGGAAGAAUUUGAGGAAUUAGUGUAAAACCUUCCUCUGAGUGCCCUUCUGCUGAUUUUCCUGUGGGAGGACUGAGUCACUGCUAAAAGCAAUGAAUAAACAAAGGGUGAAAGACUCUCAGCGUAACCUAUUCACUGGAGCAUUAUGUGCUUUGCAACACAUUGUCUUCUGGUUUACUUGCUGCUUCUGUGCUGAUUUCUUUAACUUCAGCAGAUGAUGCUGACAUGGGAGAGAGUGAAGAAAAUACCGUCAGUGAUUAUUGAAAAAGGGUAUUUCCAUGGAGCACCUGUAGCAACCCAGGAACCCUGUCAGCCAGGUUCUUAACAUAUGCUGGUGUAAUUGUCAGCUUUAAAACUUAAUCUUAAACCCAAAUCCAUCAUAGCUAUGUAAUAAGAGAAGGCAGUUCUUCCUUGGUGUCAUACUGAUGUACAGUGGGACGUAGAAUAAUUUUAGAUAGUACCAAAAUAAAAUUUCUUUCAUAACCUCUGAAUUAGUUUUCUACUAUAACUUUGUUGCUUACAAAAAGAUAGCUAGAGCCUUUGUAAUUUUUUAAAUCUAAAUAGAUACAAAUCUUAAAAUAAAAUGGACAGUUGCCUUAGUGUCAGCUGUGCCAGUUCCUCAUUUAAUCAUGUUAUUAUUUUGUUACUAUAAUAAUGUUAAAUUUAAAAAUUAUUUGCAAAUUAAUCCUGAAAUAGGUCUUUGAAUUACAUUUAAAUUUGUAAUUUUUUUCAAAUAUCGUUUUAGUAAUCACUUUAUUGUAAAGUCUAUAGAUUACCCCCUUUUUGAAUAGAAAAUGUUUUCUUUUCUAUAGAUACAUAUUAAUAAAUACUUUGUCAGAUAUUUGCAAGCAAUUUGAUGUCCUAUAACUUAAUUAUAGAUUUCAGUGUGGAAACAGAGAAUAGUCAAAUUUUUCUAGUAAUAGAAUAGUGAAGCUAAUUCGCUUUUGCAGUGGCAAGUUAAUGACUUUUUAGAAAGCAAACCAUGGGAGAGAAAAGAGCAGUUUCCAAUCAUGUUCCAAAACUGAAAUUCCUAGAUGAUAAACCAAGAAAAGAGUAUUUUGAUUACCUGAUCUGUUUCUUUGCAUUAUAUAUAGAUGUUGUAAUUUCAAUGAAAUAAUUUAUGUAGAAAGUAGCAAAACUAUAUUUUUAUUUGAAAAUUACCGGGUAAAUGUACAACUUAACGUUCCCUUGGUCUCUGAGUAACUUAACGUUCCCACCAACAGCCUUUUUUUCGCAUUCACAGUUUGCUGUCAGAAUUACGUCAUACUGUCUCUUAAGGUUUGCAGCUAUUUCAAAGUCUUUGUGAACACAAAUUUUUGUCUUAUGUUAUCCUGCUUCUGAAAUAAUACUCAUUGUUGUAAUAGGCAUUAAAUAUCCUUCCUGUCUUUCUGGUUUGUGGAAUAAUAGCUGGUGCCUCUCCUGAGAGACAGUGCUUAAUAAGUCAUGUUCCUAAUUGUUUUUGUCGGUAUGUCACUGAAUUGUCUGACAGAUGUUAAUAGUAUCAAUUAAUAGGAAUGCUCUGCAUGUGUAAAUAAUUGUUAUUUAAAGCUACAAUUACAGUAUGUGUAGAA